This is a messenger RNA of Chinchilla lanigera (long-tailed chinchilla), 1305 nucleotides long. RefSeq names its product voltage-dependent anion channel 2 (gene Vdac2). Gene Ontology annotation, biological process: monoatomic anion transmembrane transport. Gene Ontology annotation, molecular function: voltage-gated monoatomic anion channel activity. Gene Ontology annotation, cellular component: mitochondrial outer membrane. The transcript is spliced from 10 exons. The record is from RefSeq and is a predicted model, not a curated record. The coding region runs from base 131 to 1018 and encodes 295 amino acids. NCBI's taxonomy places the organism in Eukaryota, Metazoa, Chordata, Mammalia, Rodentia, Chinchillidae.
GGAACGGUGUCUCCUUCACUUCGCCCUCCAGGAGCUGCAGCCGCAGCCCGAGCCCGAGUGAGCCGAGCGGCGGCGGCGGCGGCGGCGCCCCUCAGGAGACCCCCAGGCCCCCUCCUCCAGCGACCUCGCCAUGGCGACCUACGGGCAGACUUGCGCGCGGCCAGCAGUGUGCAUUCCUCCGUCGUAUGCUGACCUUGGCAAAGCUGCCAGAGAUAUUUUCAACAAGGGAUUUGGCUUUGGGUUGGUGAAACUCGAUGUGAAAACGAAGUCAUGCAGUGGUGUGGAAUUCUCAACAUCUGGUUCAUCUAACACAGACACUGGUAAAGUUACCGGGACCUUGGAGACCAAAUAUAAAUGGUGUGAGUAUGGCCUGACUUUCACAGAGAAGUGGAACACUGAUAACACUCUGGGAACAGAGAUCGCAAUUGAAGAUCAGAUUUGUCAAGGUUUGAAACUGACAUUUGAUACUACCUUCUCACCAAACACAGGAAAGAAAAGUGGUAAAAUCAAGUCCUCUUAUAAGAGGGAGUGUAUAAACCUUGGUUGUGAUGUUGACUUUGAUUUUGCUGGGCCUGCAAUCCAUGGAUCUGCAGUCUUUGGUUAUGAGGGCUGGCUCGCUGGGUACCAGAUGACCUUUGACAGUGCCAAAUCAAAGCUCACAAGGAAUAACUUUGCAGUGGGCUACAGGACUGGGGACUUCCAGCUACACACUAAUGUCAACGAUGGGACAGAAUUUGGAGGAUCAAUAUAUCAGAAAGUAUGUGAAGAUCUCGACACUUCAGUAAACCUUGCCUGGACAUCAGGUACCAACAGCACUCGCUUUGGCAUUGCAGCUAAGUAUCAGUUGGACCCCACCGCUUCCAUUUCUGCAAAGGUCAACAACUCUAGUUUAAUUGGAGUGGGUUACACUCAAACUCUGAGGCCUGGUGUGAAGCUUACACUAUCUGCCCUGGUAGAUGGGAAGAGCAUUAAUGCUGGAGGCCACAAGCUUGGGCUUGCCCUCGAAUUGGAGGCUUAACCCAGCUGAAAGAAACCUCUGGCAAUGGAUAUCAGAUUUGGCCUUAAUAUAUUUCCAUUUUGACCAGCAGGCUUUUAUUUCCCCCCAAGAAGGUGAUCAAACAAAGGAUGAUCUAAAGAAGAGCUGUAUUUUAAAUAUUUAGACAGUUACCUUGUUAGUUGGUUUCUAGUUGAAUUGGUUAUCUAGUUACCAAUGCUGCAGUCGUGCAGUCACCUAUACAUUAUUUAAAUGUAUUUAACUGUUAAAAGCGCUACCACCAAUAAUGAAAUAGACCUUUAUGAAAGCUG